Messenger RNA from Vidua macroura (Pin-tailed whydah), 4857 nucleotides. RefSeq names its product sosondowah ankyrin repeat domain family member A (gene SOWAHA). Lineage: Eukaryota; Metazoa; Chordata; Aves; Passeriformes; Viduidae. Gene Ontology annotation, molecular function: protein binding. Bases 91 to 1446 code for a protein of 451 amino acids. The transcript has 2 exons. The record is from RefSeq and is a predicted model, not a curated record.
CCGGCCACCCCCGCGGGCUCCGGGCAUCCUACGCCGCGCGGAGGCGGCAGGCGCGGCCGCGGCUCCACCACCACCACCUGUGGCGGCGGGAUGGCGGAGCUCGACAUCAGCGCGGAGGCAGUGAUGGGCUUCCUGAGGGAGCGCGGCGGACGGGUGCGCAACACCGAGCUGGUGAGCGCCUUCCGGCCGCUGCUGGAGGCCGCCGGGGCCGGUGCCGAUGCCGGGGAGGCGGAGGGGCGGGCGGCGCGGCGGGAGCGGUUCAAGGCGGCGGUGAACGCCGUGGCCACGGUGAAGGAGAUCGACGGCGUCAAGUUCGUGGUGCUGAAGCGGCAGCUCCGCGCUGCCCCGCCGGCGGGGGGCGAUGCCGGAGCCCCCGUCCCGGUUCCCGUCCCCGUCCCCGUCCCGGUUCCCGUCCCCGACCCGGACCCCGCCGGGACGCCCCCCGAGGAGCCGCCGGGGCCGCGGGCCGUGGCCGAGCUGCGGGGCCUGUUCCAGGGCGGCGGCGGCGGGGUGCCCCUGCCCGGGGCCGCGGCGGGGGCCCGGCGGGAGCCGCCGCCCAAGCCCUGCAUGCUGCCCGUGCGCUGCGUGCCGCCCCCCGCCGCCCCGGGGCCGCCCGAGGAGGCGGCCAGCCCGCUGUCCCCCCCGUCGCUGGACGAGGAGGCCGGGUCCCGCUCGCCCGGGCUGCGCAGGGGGCCCAAGAACCACCGGGCCAGCGAGGAGACGGUGGUGCCCCUGGAGCAGGCGGAGCACCAGUGGCUGGUGCUGGCGGCCGACGGGCAAUGGACACAGCAGCUCCACGGGCUGCUGCUGGGCGACGCCAGCCUGGCGGCUCGCAGGGACUUCAUCUCCGGCUUCACCGCCCUGCACUGGGCCGCCAAGAGCGGCAACUGCGACAUGGUGACCAACAUCAUCCGAGCGGCCGAGAAGGGCGGGUCCCGCGUCAAUGUGGAUGCCCGGUCGCAUGGUGGCUACACGGCACUGCACCUGGCUGCUAUACACGGCCAGGAGAAGAUCAUCACCAUGCUCGUCUACAGCUACCAUGCCAAGAUUGACCUGAGGGACUACAGUGGGAAGAAGCCGCACCAGUACUUAAAGGAAGGGACAUCCCUUACAAUUAGGCGUUUGCUGGGGGACCCCAGCCUUUCCCAAAACAUGGAACACUCCGUGCCCAUCAAGAAGUCUACAAAGCUUGCGGCUUCAAUCUUGAGCUCCACUAGCACUUUCCUGGGAGUCAUAUCCGAUGAUAUGGCUUUCUAUGAUCUCACCAAAGGUUUAAGGAAGCCCUCAACUUUAAACAAGCUUCUGACUGCCACUACGGGCCCGAGGAGGAAGCCAAAGAUCAGAGGGGGCUUCCCUUCAUAUUCCUCACUCUCUGAGGUAGCGGAGGAGGAGGAAGAGGUUGUUGUGAAACGCAGACCCGUUUCUGAGCUGUUCUUUGGCCACUAGCCUCUGCCUUACUGUGAUCAAAAUGGUUUAAUAGCAUGGCUGCUUUCUCAGCUUUCUCUCGCAGAAGCAGUUUGGAUUUUUUUUCUCUCUAUGUCUGUGUUUUCGGGUGUUUAACUGAAUCAGUGAUUGGGUCUACAUCCAAAGCCCACAGCAUGAAACCCAACCCCAGGUGCCUGUGGAAAGGGAGCUGCCAGGAAGUGCUAUCCAUGCUGUGUGUACCAUUGUGCUGAUCUGUUGGUGGAGACCACAAACUAUACUUAAUGGUUGAAAAACUAAAACAGCUUUUGUGUGUGUGGACAGGUCAAAAUGCCAGAGGUACAGCCUUCUUGAUCUGUGUUCUUCAGCUGGAGAGCAGAAGAAAGAUAAAAGAUUGCAUAUUUUACACUGUGAACAGCAAGUUGGUAGCUGGCUACUUUAACAGGAUUAAAUUACCAGAGGAAAGAUGCAUAGUUUUCUAUGAUGUUUCUGAUUAUUUUGGUAAUAGAAGAAGGAUAUUUCUAUUUACAAAAAUUGUAUACUUUUUCAAAACAAAAUUUCUCACUUUGAGAGCUUCUCACUCAGUAUUUCACAUCAGAAAUACUAACAUAACAAUCUCAAUUGUUACCUGAUGCAUUUUAUUAGAUAAAUUACUUCAAAAGAUAGACCCUGACCUUCAGCACUUGAGUCACCAUUACUUGUCUACCUCAGUUUGGAAGCUUGGCUAGUGGUUUAAGAUUUUCUCAAUUCCUGAAAGACUUUUUGACCAGGUGGUACUUACCACAUGUCUUGAUGAUACUGUGAACAUUUAAACUUCACUGUUGUUCAGUCAACUUAAGCUGAAUAAAGAACCUGAUUGAUAGUGAAAAAUUGAACUGAAAAACUGGGAAUUGGAUCUGUCAGAGUUUCUGAGUAGCCAACUGGAAACAAAGUGGCUUGUAUGUCUGAUUCUUUUUGUUUAAAACUUGGCCCAUUUUGACCUAUUUACAGUAAAUAUUUAUAAACAUGGGGCUUUCUGUAAUGUUAGGUGUUUCAUGGUAGAACCUCUGCAUGACCUCUUGAAGCAGUGUUUAUCUUAACAGCCUGAAUCAUUGACCUAAAAUGAACUCUUCUUCUUUUAUAUGAUAAACAUAAUUGUUCUAUAUAUAGAACCACACAUAGCUCAAAAAGCAUGCUAACUGCAUGUUAGGUUUGCAGUAAGAUUAUUAUUAUUUUAAUUACUUCUUGGUUAAAGUUAAUGCAAAGAGGCAGAGCUAUGAACAGAAUCUGACCGACUUCGGGAGCAAGUCUGCUAAAACAGCACGUUUUCUCUAAAGCUGUGAUAGAAACCUGUAUCAUUGAGAGGUGCUGAAGGUGAGAGCAAUGCUGCACUGGCUCUGUUUGGGUUUCUGCAUUGAAACACUAGUUUGCAUUCUUUGCCUUUCCUUCCAGGUCAGUGACUUCAGGAAUAUUUGUUUUUUUCUGCCUUGCAUUAAACCUAGUACUUGUAAUUGGUUCUAAUUGGCUUGUCCUAAACACUCACAAGGAAUGCUGUAGGACUGAAGAUGGAGGCACUGCCCUCUUUACUUCAAAACACUCUCCCUGAAGUUCCUGGAGUUGAUGACGUUCGUUGGGAGUGCGAUCAGAGGUUGCAGCCAGGUCUGAUGCACCUGUUCUAGGAAGAGACUGGAUUAUUCUGCACCGGUCUGCUUCUGGUUUGAACUAAUUAAGUUGUUAAGCAGAGGUUAAUGAUCAAGCACCUCUCCUCAUGACUUCUAUAUCUGGAAUAGGGUUUAAAAAAAAUAAAAUCCAAUUUACUCUCUAGCUGUUGGUAACCAUUGACCAGCGUGGUCCUUUGAAGCCAUGAUUUGUGCUGCACUCUAUCAGCUUGCAGAGUUCUGGGAAAAACAGGGCUCUGUUCUAAAGUGUAUUUCCAAGUGUAUGGACAUAGAACUUUUUUUUUUUUCUCCCCUGAAACCACAGAAGCGUGUGUGUGCAUUCAUGUUACCUCUGAGGCACUGACACUGCCUGGUGAAAGUGUUCUGUUUCUGUGGGAAUUGCAAACACUCCAGUUUGGCUUGGCCUUAUUGAGAAGUUUGUUCAAUAAUUAUGAGUAUAGGCUUGAUACCUGUUCAGACAACAUUGCUGAACUUUAGUGCUCAUUCAGAGUCAAGCCUGCAUGAGCCAGAGGCAGGGUUCAAGGAUGGAGUGUUUUGUGUUCAAAAACCCCACCUGACUAAUCUGGAGAGCAUGCUUGUGAUUUCACCCCGGGAAAGUAGGGAGAAGGUUUCAUUGCUUCUCUAUUGUUCUGUUAAAGAAGUCACAGUUGAGAUAAGACUUCAUUGCAACACAUAUCACCAAGAAAAUUCUGCAUUACUCCUUCCUCAGAGGCAUCUAAGCGAUUAGCUGGUGUGAUAGAAAAAUGGCCAGCAGCAAGAGCCCUCUUCCAGCAUUCCCCAGGGAGUGCUGGAGGCUUGGCAGGAGAGUGGUGUCACAGAGGUGUCACAAGGCCAGGUGCUGUGGGUGGGGUAGGCCGGGCCAGGCUCUGCCAGCAAGUUUGUGCAGUGACUCAGCUCAUUCCUCCUCCUUGUAGAGCCGGUGAAGGAAAAGAUGGUAUUUAGGGAGGCUGGGAUGAGUACACCAAGUGCAGUGCAACUUCAGGUGCAGACGAGUACUGAGAGGUAUUGAGAACACACUGCUCCCAUCCUACAGCUCUAUGUAGUGCCUUCAGUUUGAAGUAAAACCAGUCUGUCAGCCUGGCCGUGUUUUGGGUUCCAGUGUCACCCUUUAAACUGUGGGAAGGGACACUGUAGGACAAUGAGUGAUCAUGAGAGUGUUUUCCUGCAAAAGGCUAAAGCAGGACUGUUUUAUGAACCCCUCAGCUUGACUGAUUCUCCCUAAUUCUCAUUUUCAAGCCCAAAUCUGGCCAAAUGCAGUAGGAUUUUCACCUGAACGAAUGACAGCUGUGAAGUUUGGCCAGGAUGUUUUCACAGGAACAGCUGAGAGGAGGACUGGGUUCCCUCAGCACACUGGCCUGGGGCACGGCCCACAGCCUUUGAAUCCCUGGCCCAGCCCAAAGCUGGGAGCUGCCCAAGGGCACCAUCAAAGCUAAGAUCAGGAAAGCUCUGUCCAUUUUCUUGUGAGUGCUGCACAGAAACGUGGACUGCAAGAACCCAGGAAACCCCGUUCCUGGGGACUCGUCCUGCAGAGGAGUCUUAAUGAGAUUUCAGCUUCAUCACAAACCCAUGGUCCAGUGGAAGAGUCACAGUAACUCUCAAAGACCAAUGUGAGCUGCAGCCACCAGCUGGAGGUAGAGGAAGCAUUUCUAGACAGUCCCCUGAUUCCCCAUUGCUCAUCUCUUGCUCCCUGUCUUCAUGUUUCCACCAUGACCUACAUUCCUUGGAUGUACUUGCUUCCUGAUUUGCAUAUUAAUCUGAAUAAAAUAGCAGCACGGCA